This is a messenger RNA of Fusarium tjaetaba, 1290 nucleotides long. Its product is annotated as tryptophan dimethylallyltransferase. The record is from RefSeq and is a predicted model, not a curated record. The transcript has a single exon. The coding region runs from base 1 to 1290 and encodes 429 amino acids. NCBI's taxonomy places the organism in Eukaryota, Fungi, Ascomycota, Sordariomycetes, Hypocreales, Nectriaceae. Gene Ontology annotation, biological process: alkaloid metabolic process. Gene Ontology annotation, molecular function: transferase activity, transferring alkyl or aryl (other than methyl) groups.
AUGAUACACACUGAACACGUCCAAAUGCUACUGCAAGCUGGUCCGGCAACUCAAUCCGCAUGGAAGACUUUGGACAAAUGGCUCCCCCCUUUGUCGGGAGACAAAGAAUGGUGGUGGAAGACUCUCGGCCUACAACUCCACACCCUCCUCGCAGAAGCGGACUACGACUUGAAUGAGCAGUACAAAGCUCUACUGCUGUUAUACCGGUGGGUCGUUCCAGAAAUGGGGCCUAGACCACGGUCUAGCAUGGCACCCUGGAACAGCUUCAUGACCGAUGACCACUCUCCCAUUGAGUACAGUUGGAAAUGGAAUUCUGGAAACAAGAAGCCUGACAUCAGAUACGCCAUUGAGCUUGUCAGUCCCUUAGCUGGAACCAAGCAAGAUCCAUUCAAUCAAAUCCCGACUCGGAAUUUAGUUUACAACCUCGCCAGAAACAUUCCUGAACUUGAUCUAACCUGGUUUGAACAUUUCUCGCACGAGCUGCUGGGUCCUGAGUAUCUCACAACAUCCACUUCUGGAAUUUCGACAAAGGGCUCAACAAUAUUUGCAGCCUUGGAAUUGCUGCACGGUCGCUUGUCGGUCAAAGUAUACUUUAUACCAGUUGAGACACAAGAUGCUAGCGCUUGGCACCAGAUAAAACAUGCGAUUGAAACCUCAGGAUGUCAAAAUAUCGAGGCUUUGCAUCACGUGGACGCAUAUCUCUCCAGCGACGAUGAUGGAAGACAGCUCCGCCCGUUCAUGCUGGCAAUAGACCUUGUCGAACCCGGUGCUUCACGGCUCAAGAUAUACGCAAGGUCCGACCAAACCUCUUUCCGCUUUGCCCGAGAUGUUAUGACAGUUGGGGGACUUCGCAUAGGCAUGGAUAAGUCUCUAGAGAAGUUUUUCGAUUUGUGGAAACGUGCACUCGGCCUCAACCAUGACGCGUUACCUGGAGAUGAGCUACCUAAGGUGGAUCAUCUGACAUCCGGGGCAGUAUUUAACUUUGACGUUGCACCAAAAUCUUCGAUUCCAGACGUCAAGGCAUAUAUACCAGUUCGACACUACGCUGAUAACGACCUUCAAGCUGCAGUGGGACUUAUAGGGUAUCUUGAAGAGCAUGGGAAUGGGUAUGGGGUUUACUCGCAAUCAUAUCUUCGUGCAUUGGAUAUGUUGGCACCGCCAGGUCAGCUCGACCAAGCCACUGGGGUCCAGACCUACUUCGCUGUCGCAUGUCAAGGCGAUGAUCUGGCCUUCACGUCAUACUUGAAUCCUCAAUUGUAUGCAGCGUUUCGAGAAUCCGAAUGUUCAUAG